AUGAGACAGACAGACAAACAGAGCUCAUCGAAAGCGGAUGGGAGGCACCUAGAGGAGGAGGAGGAGGAGGAGGAGAGGAAAAGAUGCUUUGGGUCAAAUCGCGGCGGCCGGCACCGUUUUGGCCGGCGGAGAGGCUCCCUGGGAGGAGCGGCUUGGGUUGGGUUGAGAGAUGGACGAACACGCCAAGAUGGAGACGGAGCGGCGCACGUGAAGCGGCUUGUGACGUUGUCCGUGCCGUGGGGCAGCUCCGUGCAGGAGAUGCUCACCUUCGCCUCCGGCAACACCCUUGAUGUGCCCUUCGUCGACCCCUCCCUCAUCCGCAACGAGCAGCGCAGCUCCGAGGGCAACCUCUGGUUGCUGCCCACGCCCAAGGUGUUUGGCAACACCACGCUCGUCGUCUCCCAGCGCCACAACCGGACCUACUCCGCCAAGAACGUCACGCAGUUCCUCAACGACAUCGGGUUCGCCGACGGGGUGGAGCCGUACCGGGCGCGGAUACGGCCGCUCGGCGAGGUCCUGCCGGAGUCGGGCGUGCCGGUGACAUGCCUCGUGGGCACCGGCGUUGACACGGUGGAGAGCCUCAUGUUCGGGGACGAGGGGUUCGACGCAGGGCCCGUCAAUGUGGUGUACGGCGACGACGACGGGACGGUGAACCUCACUAGCCUCAUGGGACCGAUCAAGGCCUGGUCCGACUCGCCGGCGCAGGUCCUCGAGGUGGUGGAGCUGCCCAAGGUGUCGCACAUGGGCAUCCUCAAGGACAAGAGCGCCGUCGACCAGAUCCUCAGGAUUCUUGAUUCCAUCAACCUAAACGCCACGACCACUACCUAUCAUCAGUCUUAUAAAUAG
Messenger RNA from Triticum aestivum (bread wheat), 846 nucleotides. Its product is annotated as lecithin-cholesterol acyltransferase-like 1. The coding region runs from base 1 to 846 and encodes 281 amino acids. The record is from RefSeq and is a predicted model, not a curated record. Gene Ontology annotation, biological process: lipid metabolic process. The transcript has a single exon. NCBI's taxonomy places the organism in Eukaryota, Viridiplantae, Streptophyta, Magnoliopsida, Poales, Poaceae.